ACGCGGCCACGUCAUGUAAACUGAAUGGGGAAGUAUUACGUACAUCAGGCAGCAUAGUAACCAAACCAAAAUAGAAGAGGACUGAAACAGCAUUUCUGCGUUGUGCUCACAGAUUCGUUUGUUGCAUUCGCUCUUUUCCAAACCCGCAUCGGCGGAGAACAGACAGAGAAUCUCCAAGGUCUCAAAUCAUAUGGCAAGAUGUCAGAUAUCGGGGACUGGUUUAAAAACAUCCCUUUCGUCACUCGUUACUGGUUUGCUGGAUCCAUUGCUGUGCCGUUAAUAGGAAAGCUGGGAUUGAUCAGUCCUAUGUAUCUUGUUUUAUGGCCGGAGGCAUUCUUUCAUAAAUUCCAGAUAUGGAGACCAAUAUCUUCAACGUUGUAUUUCCCAGUUGGCCCAGGGACAGGUUUUCUCUACCUGGUUAAUUUGUAUUUCCUCUACCAAUACUCCUCUAGGCUUGAAACAGGAGCUUUUGAUGGAAGACCAGCAGACUAUAUUUUCAUGCUUCUGUUCAACUGGAUUUGCAUUGUUAUAACAGGCUUAAUGAUGGAUAUGCAGCUCCUGAUGAUCCCUUUGAUCAUGUCUGUUCUGUACGUCUGGGCUCAGCUAAAUCGAGACACAAUUGUAUCUUUCUGGUUUGGCACCAGAUUCAAGGCUUGUUAUCUCCCUUGGGUCAUUCUGGGAUUCAACUAUAUCAUCGGUGGCUCUGUUGUCAAUGAGCUGAUUGGGAACUUAGUUGGCCACCUUUACUACUUCCUGAUGUUCAAAUACCCCAUGGACCUGGGUGGCAGGUCCUUCCUCUCCACCCCACAGUUCCUGUACCAAAUGUUCCCCAGUCGACGAGGUGGGGUAUCUGGAUUUGGAGUUCCUCCAAGCAGGAGACCUGUGCCCCAGGAGCAGGCAGGAGGUGGUGGUGGUGGUGGUGGUGGUGGUGGACGCCAUAACUGGGGUGAAGGCUUUCGCCUUGGGGACGACUGAAGCCUUUCCCUAAUGCACCCAUGGAUAAAUACUGAAACUUCUAACAUCAAUGCUGCAGAAUAUGGAUUUUAUAUGUUUCGGGGUUCAUUUUUGUUGUUGCUUUUCUUCAGACCCACAAUGAAAAGAGAAAUGUGACCGAGCUCCGUCCUAGCGUUACUUAUUUUCAUUUUACAUCUGAGUUUCACAGUGUGUAGUUUUUGAAAGGCUCUGUUAAAAUGCCUGCUGUAGCAUAGUUGGUUUAAUGGUAAGAAAUUCAGGGGACUUUGAUUGUCCUUCCCAGAAUAUGACAGCAUUCAGUGUAUGCAGGCUACAUAUUAUUUGCUCAGAUGAAAACUUGUAUGUUUAAUUUCUCCAUGGACUUUUCAGUGUAGAAUGUUUAUUAGCUUAUCUGUUUCAGAAUGGUCAUGAUGUGUCUAAAAUUUUGAUCACCAGUUUUUAUAAAUCAACUCAUUUGAUUCUAAAAUUCAUUAGGUUCAGUUUGUUGUAAACUUUGUUUACAUUUUGUAAAUUACCAAUUAGAACUUGCAGAUGAAAGUGCUGUGCAUAUUUCAGUCUGUUUGUUUUAUACAUGUGUUUAGAUGCAAACCUUGUGUAAAGGGUAUCAAUCAAUUUAAUUACAGAAAAAACUGCCAUGCACUUUUCACACAUUAUUGAUUAAACUUAAGUUAACAAUUACCUUGUGAUAUAGACUGUAUAUAAAAUCUCACAUGCACACAAACCUUUCCACAAUCAGUUCACUGGCCAAUCAGCAAAAAGAAAUCAAAGUUAAUUAACAUUAGCUGUUUGUACACUGGUAGUUAUAUCUAUAGGUUAUAUGGCACACUAAUGUGGUUAUAUGUCCCUGAACAUUUUGACAAAGGUUCUUUACAAAGAAAACGCAUUACAAUACAAAUGUCGUGCACAUAGUAUAAGAUAUUGUAUACAGUUGCAUCAAAGUUAAUCUUGCCAAACUCCUUUCCAAAUCACAAUCUUUACUAAAUGGUCAGUUUUUAUUUCUAGUGCUUCUUAAUUGAUGUUUUAUUGAGUUACAAUUACUAACAGCAAUUACCAAUGCUACAGAUAGUUGUAAAAAGCAAUUUUGCUUGCUAAUUCUGAAAGUUCAUUGAUUACACAAUGUGUCUUGAGGGACACAUUCAGGAUACAGGAGCCUUUAACAUGUAUUUAUAUCUUGCAGUACCCUAAAUUUUGUUGAAUCUCUUUAGGGAGCUCUUUAAGAGAACAUGCUCUGUUGGUUGAAUUUUUACAAUGGCAAUGUUGCUGUUUUUGGUAAACAGUGGGGAUCAAAGUAAGAUUUCAAUCAGUUGUGUUUUAUUGAAUUACAGCAGACUGGUUCUUAUAAAGAGCAAGCAGGAUUCUUGAUUGCAGUACAGUAUUCCUGAUGCAUGUCUGAACAUGACACUAAAACAGCUGCAAGAAAAAAAAUACGUUGAAGCGAGCCGAAAGCAGUUCACAGCAGAGUAGUGGAAAUGGGAAACUAUGCCUUGGAAAAGCCAACAUGAUAAAGAUGAUUUUGCAGUUACCAUAAUAUUGCCAAAAAUGUGUCUACAAGAACAAAUAAACAUGCUGUGCAUCACUGUA
Molecule: messenger RNA, 2553 nt
Organism: Myxocyprinus asiaticus (Chinese sucker)
Lineage: Eukaryota; Metazoa; Chordata; Actinopteri; Cypriniformes; Catostomidae
Gene: derl1
Product: derlin 1
Exons: 8
Coding region: 199-975 (258 amino acids)
Biological process (GO): endoplasmic reticulum unfolded protein response
Cellular component (GO): endoplasmic reticulum membrane; Hrd1p ubiquitin ligase ERAD-L complex
Molecular function (GO): misfolded protein binding; ubiquitin-specific protease binding
Source: RefSeq, a predicted model, not a curated record